Molecule: messenger RNA, 723 nt
Organism: Lactuca sativa (garden lettuce)
Lineage: Eukaryota; Viridiplantae; Streptophyta; Magnoliopsida; Asterales; Asteraceae
Source: RefSeq, a predicted model, not a curated record
UCUUACGUUAAAUGAUGAUUUUGUCGAUGAUACCUACAUAACUGGUUACUAUUUUCGAUAGUUUUGAAAACCGAACUGGACUGACGAGUUUUCAACCUUAAAAUUGCUUGUAUACGAACCACUGGAAACUGGUUUGAAUGCUUUCGGUUCAACCACUUAAAAGUUUUAGAAUUUAUAUUGUAUAUUUUGUAAGUUUCUUAUAACUUAACCUGGCAUAAUUUGAGAAACAAACAAACCAAUACAUCUUCAUGGAAUGCCUUACGCCUUCAGCUCUUGUCCUCCAUUCUUUGUGGUCUAUCUCCCAUCCACCACCAACGAGCUCCUCUACCACCAACGACCAAAGUUGAUGCUUGUAGUUUGUUUGUUCGAGCUCAUCAAUGCCUUCUCCAAGAUCUUGCCGUCCAUCUCUCCUCCGCCAUCGACCGAGCUACUCGACAAUCGUGAGCUCAUUGACAGCCUGUUUGAAAUCUGUUUGAUGCUUCUGGUUUAUUGUUCAAUGCUUCAAGCCAUGAGGUUUUUCCAUAGAUUGUGUUUUGAUGCUUCUAGAUUAUUGUUUGAAAACCAUCUUAUUGUGUUUGAUGCUUCUACUUUAUUCACUGUGGAUUUCAAUUCUAACUUCAAAUCUGUUUAUUUGUUUAUGGGAUUUAUGUACCAUCUUCAAAUCUGGCUAAUGUUUGUGGAUAUUUGAAAACCAACAUAAAAAUAGAAAGUAAAUUAGUAAAA